AUGGCAAGGUCAUAUAUGUUUGAUAGUAAAACAACAGAGAAUAGGAGAAAGAUGAGGGAGGAACAGCAAGUCGAACUUCGGCAGCAGAAGAAGGAGGAACUUCUGAACAAGAAAAGAAAUCUUUCUGUCUCUGCAUCGGCCAUUUCAAACUUCAUUCCGAUGAAGGAAAAGCUUUUCAGUAGCGAUUUGGAGCAGGCCCACCAGGGGGUUUACGAGUUUAGGUCGCUAUUAAGCGUUGAAGACUCUCCUCCAAUUCAACCAGUCAUAGAUUCCGGGUGUGUGCCUAGAUUUAUAGAGCUCAUGGAUAUAUCAUUUUUGACAUCGUCUUCAAUGACGAUGGGUGGAAUUCCGGUAUCAAGCAUAAGGCAAGAUAUGCCUGAGUUUAGUGUUGCCAUGGAUAUAAUAAAUAAGAUUAGGGUAGAGGCUGCAUGGGUCAUAACAAAUAUCUCAUCAGGAACCACACAGCAAACAAAGGUAGUCAUUGAUUGUGGGGCGGUUCCUCUUUUGAUCCAGAUGUUGCUGGACACAAAUGAUGCAGUUCUGGACCAAAGUGUGUGGGCUCUUGGAAACAUAGCUGGAGACUCUGAGGGCAUGAGGGACAUAAUACUUGAAACAGGUGCUCUUGAUACCGUUCUUGGGCUGCUCCUAAAGCUUCAUGAAAGCGCUAUUCACAUAAAGAUCGUUAGGAAUCUCACCUGGCUUCUCUCAAACCUUAACAGAGGAAGGAACCCACCGCCAAACGAGCAAGAUAUGAGGAAAUCGCUAGAAGUUCUCUUCAAGCUUAUCAAUAUAAGAGACCCAGAGGUUGUCAGUGACGCAUACUGGGCGCUUAGUUACAUUGUAGAUGUUAGCAUCCAAUGCAGUGAUGCAGUGCUUAGUAGCGGAACGAUGAGCAGGACAUACUCUCUUUUAGAGGCUCUUACCAAUAGGCUCAUUGGAAUAUCUUAUUCAGCAGAGGAUGCAAAGAUAUGCUUGUGUGCAAUAUCUCCAAUAAUAAGGAUGAUAGGAAACAUAGUUACAGGAUCUGAUGACCAAACAAGUGCCCUGAUUCAAAUGGGGUUUAUGAGGUUUUUCAGGCCGAUAUUCUAUAGGCUGGAAAACAAAAAGCAGCCAAGACUUCGAAAAGAAAUAUGCUGGACGUUGUCAAAUAUCACUGCAGGUACAGUGGAGCAUGCAAAGGCAGUUGUAGAUAUGGAUCUUGUUCCCAUGCUCAUAGACUCAAUGUCAUCGUAUGAGCUGUUUAUAAGAAAGGAGGCGUGUUGGGCAAUACUAAACCUGAUGUACCAUUGCAAUAAUCUUCCUACCAACUCUGAUACAAAGUUCGAGUGGCUUAGGAUCCUGAUGGAUAAUGGCUUUAUCGAUGCCCUACAAAGCUACUUGGAUGUAGUUCCAAAUGUUCCGGAGAUGCAGUGCCAGAUAUUGGACUGCUUCAGAUAUGCGUUAAACGGAGGAAGACAAUGGGAGCUUAGGUACGGCAAAAACCCUAUAUAUGAAAAGAUUGUCGAGGCAGACAUAGUCGAUGCAAUAGAGGGACUACAGGACAGCGGAGACAGGACUGUUUCAGACAAGGCAUACUCUAUCAUAGUCGAUUUCUUCGAUGGUGUGGAUAAUUAA
Molecule: messenger RNA, 1614 nt
Organism: Encephalitozoon hellem ATCC 50504
Lineage: Eukaryota; Fungi; Microsporidia; Unikaryonidae
Product: importin beta binding domain-containing protein
Exons: 1
Coding region: 1-1614 (537 amino acids)
Biological process (GO): NLS-bearing protein import into nucleus
Cellular component (GO): nucleus; cytoplasm
Molecular function (GO): nuclear import signal receptor activity; protein binding
Source: RefSeq, a predicted model, not a curated record